AUGCUUGCUCCAAUUGUUAUUACCGGGAAGAUAUUUAUUCAGAAGUUGUGGUCUGCUGGCUUUGAAUGGGAUGCACCACUCCCAGAUGCACUUCAAAAUACGUGGGAUUUAUUUUACAGAGAACUUGACGGUAUAAACCGUAUCCGUGUACCACGAUGGUUAGGUUUGGCUGAGGGUAAGACUACUACGCUGCUUGGGUUUUGUGAUGCAAGUCCACUUGCCUAUGCGGCUGUCCUCUAUACUAGGACAACAGAAGGUGAAGGUCGGUCAACUGUAUCAUUGCUAACAGCUCGCACCAAAGUGGCGCCACUCAAGGGUGCAACGAUUCCUCGCCUAGAACUUUGUGCGGCACAUUUACUCGCAUCCACACUGGACAAUGUGCGGACUGCUUUACGUCUAACGGACACUUCUUAUCAUUUAUGGUCCGACUCGCGAAUCGUGUUAUGUUGGUUACGUAAACCUCCAACUACUCUCAAGCCGUACAUUUCCAAUCGUGUUCGUCACAUUCAAGAGCUGACAUCACCAGAUCGUUGGCAUUAUGUACGGUCUGCACAAAAUCCGGCAGACUGUGCCAGUAGAGGUAUCCGAGCAUCAGAACUGGUUGAACAUCAGUUGUGGUGGCAAGGGCCAAAAUGGCUUAUGGACAAACAGCUACCAAUUCCCUUUGGGAUCGAAUUAAAAGAUGACGAGCUUGACAUUGUACGUGGUGAACAGAGAGUGUCAUCAUUUGCGAGCAUUCGACGGCACAUGCGAGCAUUCUUACAACUCGACGUCUAG
Messenger RNA from Anastrepha ludens (Mexican fruit fly), 777 nucleotides. RefSeq lists its product as uncharacterized. The record is from RefSeq and is a predicted model, not a curated record. Bases 1 to 777 code for a protein of 258 amino acids. The transcript has a single exon. NCBI's taxonomy places the organism in Eukaryota, Metazoa, Arthropoda, Insecta, Diptera, Tephritidae.